AGAACUAGAGGAGGUGUUAGUGUUAGUGCAGCUGGUAAUGGCCCAGAGGAGACGGAGAAAGUAAAUUAUCAUUAAUUAACUCUUGGUAAAGUCUUCAGACUAGUUUGACCAGCAGGACGCGGAGCAGCUGCGCCCCGGAGCGGAAGUGAAGCUCUCACUAUGUCUGAUGGAGACUAUGACUACCUGAUAAAGUUCCUGGCCCUCGGGGACUCUGGCGUGGGAAAAACCAGCUUCCUCUACCAAUACACAGACUGCAAGUUCAACUCCAAGUUCAUCACUACAGUUGGGAUCGACUUCAGAGAACGGAGAGUGAUCUACAAGUCCACAGGCCCAGAUGGAUCCUCAGGUAAAGGACAGAAGAUCCACAUGCAGCUGUGGGACACAGCAGGACAGGAGAGGUUUCGGAGUCUGACCACGGCGUUCUUCAGAGACGCCAUGGGCUUCCUGCUGCUGUUUGACCUCACCAACGAACAGAGUUUCCUCAACGUCAGGAACUGGAUGAGUCAGUUACAGAUCCAUGCGUACUGUGAGAGUCCAGACGUGGUGCUGUGUGGGAACAAGUGUGACCUGUCAGACCAGAGAGCCGUCAGUGAAGAGGAGGCCCGCGAGCUGGCCGAGAAGUACGGGAUCCCGUACUUUGAGACGAGCGCUGCUAACGGGCAGAACGUGAACCAGGCGGUGGACGUCCUGCUGGACCUCAUCAUGAAGAGGAUGGAGCGCUGUGUGGACAAGUCCUGGAUCCCCGACGGGACCGUCCGAGUUAACGGGACCGUCAACCCCGACGUGUCCGAGGGCUCCGAACGCAACAAAUGUGCCUGUUAGAGAGACGCAGGAGGAGGAGGAGGAGGAGG
Centropristis striata (black sea bass) is the source of this 851-nucleotide messenger RNA. It is a transcript of the gene rab27a, whose product is annotated as RAB27A, member RAS oncogene family. NCBI's taxonomy places the organism in Eukaryota, Metazoa, Chordata, Actinopteri, Perciformes, Serranidae. The transcript has 6 exons. Gene Ontology annotation, cellular component: melanosome; secretory granule. The record is from RefSeq and is a predicted model, not a curated record. Bases 160 to 822 code for a protein of 220 amino acids. Gene Ontology annotation, biological process: positive regulation of exocytosis; melanosome transport. Gene Ontology annotation, molecular function: GTPase activity; GTP binding.